CGAGUAUCAAACCCAUGCAUCUGGUGCCGGCCUUUCUGAUAGCCGGAGAGCCAGUGGCAGCCAUGCUGCAAUAUUAAUAUUUAAAAAGUUGAACAACUGCAACAACUUCGAAAAAUCUUGCAUGAAAGGAGAUCACGUUAUUGCCUCCUGCCUGCGCUAAUUUACGUCCCUUGCCAACGGGUUUCCUUCUCACCCAAGUCGACGAGCGAGCUGAAAUGGCACUCAGCAGGAUCAGAGAUGAAAAUCUCUUUAUCAGCGGGAUUAUGAGCCUGAGCAAUAAAAGUGCCCUCAUGAAAGCAAAUAUCACACAUAUUGUUUCUGUACUUCGGUUAAAUCCAGACGAGGAGCGCUUUGAGUCUUUUGAACAUUUACAGAUCCCUGUGGACGAUGUCAGUGAUGAAGACCUCUUUCGGCAUUUCCCCACUACGAAUGCCUUUAUCAAAUCUGGCCUGGAUAGCGGUGGCGGGGUGCUGGUACAUUGCGCGAUGGGCAAAUCCCGAUCUGCAACUGUCUGUAUUGCAUUUCUGCUUCACCGGGACCCUGGUGCAUUAACGCCCUGGGCGGCUCUUGAACUAAUUCGUCAGUCAAGACCACUAUGCGAACCAAAUGGCGGGUUCCAAGAGCAAUUGGAACUCUAUCACAAAAUGGGAUGCCCAGACAAUGUCACUGACCAUCCCUUGUAUAAACGCUGGGUAUACGAGCGAGCGCUCGAAGAGAGUGUUGCAUGUGGCCGUGCUCCUGAAAUUGAGCUCGUUAGAUUCGAGGAUGAGUGCGCGGAGCCCUCAAAUAAAACCGACGAAUCUACGGAAAUAAAGUGCCGCAAGUGCCGACGCAAAUUGGCAACUCUUCCCUUCAUAAUCCCUCAUACACCACAAACUGACAAGCGAUUACCGCGAGGUCAUACUAUCCCCGAGGGACCGUGUGCUCAUAUAUUCUUACAUCCGCUAACGUGGAUGCGGCCCUCUCUCUUCCCUGAACAAGACAGUUCGUCGCCAGCAGCCAACUCAGCUGAUGAAUACAAAUAUACUCCUGAGGCACCACUUUCCGGACGCCUCACGUGCCCUAAUUCCGCCUGCGGCGCCAAUAUUGGAAAAUUCGCAUGGCAGGGCAUGAAAUGUAGCUGCGGAAACUGGGUUGUGCCUGCAAUUGGCUUGGCGCGGGCGCGAGUAGAUGUUGUGGACAGCGUUGUGCGGCGGGGGACGAUUGACGCUUCAGCUGGAAUCAGAGUACCGGCCAGGAUUGGAGGGGUAGCAGGUGGGGGAGUAGGAGGAGGAGCAUCAACCGCGGCUGAUCCCGCCGGAGGCCGGGGCCUUCUAUGAAUAUUUGUCAUAAUUUUCAAAAUUUCAACAAGGAAGCACCAAACACUUCUUCUAAGGGGCGUGCGUUUAACAAGACAGGUUAGAAAUGUUAAAUGACAAGCGGAAUACAUUACCUACUGAUACAUCCCAAUAUGCCUAGCUUUGAUGAUCGGCUUGCGAAUAUCUUUACGAUUGAUACAUCAACUGUCGGAUAUCUCCCAAUGCCAACUUCUGAUUUAACACAA
Molecule: messenger RNA, 1543 nt
Organism: Blastomyces gilchristii SLH14081
Lineage: Eukaryota; Fungi; Ascomycota; Eurotiomycetes; Onygenales; Ajellomycetaceae
Product: dual specificity phosphatase
Exons: 4
Coding region: 216-1319 (367 amino acids)
Biological process (GO): protein dephosphorylation
Cellular component (GO): nucleus
Molecular function (GO): protein tyrosine/serine/threonine phosphatase activity
Source: RefSeq, a predicted model, not a curated record